AGUUAACUUUAGAUAAUAACAUUCUAAAAAUCUUUCCAUCCUUCUGUGGAUUCUCACUGCUGAUGGAGUUGCAGAGAGCACUUAUGGGACAAUAGGCACAACAAACGCGGCAGAAGUCAUCCUUUAGAUUUGAACACAGACGAGGGAAAGAAUGAGAGAAAAGAUGAGAGAGGGGGGGGAGAGACAGGGAAAGGAAGAGAGGGAGGAGGACGCAGAGAGGGAGAAAGCAGGACAUGUAAAAGAAGACAGAAGAGUCGAUAGUAGUAAUGUGCUAUUUUAUUUGUCCCAAAACUUUAAUUUGACAUUGGCAAAAUUUGAAUUCAGACAGCAAAAAGGUGGAACAAAUAUUGCAACGUUGGUGUCUAGUUGACCAUUAGUUGAUUAUAUUUCGUUAGGUGCACGCAGAACGCUUAGAUUCCGAAGGGAGGAAAUAUUCUCAGAUGGCGAAAAGCAACAACGAUAAGAUAAUUCAUAUUGAAGAUUGAAUUACCCUAUUGCUUGGAAUCUUGUUAUUUUGCUUGCACCACACGAAUGAUGUCUGCUAGGCAGGCAUCGUCACUCAUCAGGAAAUAAUUUGUUUGCUGGUUUCUAUAAGAAAAGGAGGAGAUAUUUUCUGAUGACAAAAUCUGUAGUGAUCAGCUGUUCCCGUUCGAUUCUGCUAGAAUAUAUGAAAAAUAAAUGCAUACGAUAUGGUUUGGAUUCUCGCCAUCCUGUGUACACCUCACGAAGCAAUAGAUUGUGUAUUCCUAAAUGCAAAACUGGAUGGUGGAAAUACAUUUGUAUGGGAUUGGUGUGGGGGCAAAGAAUAUAAAACAAAGCAAAAUCUACAAACAUUAUUUUCUCCUCCACACACUAGUUGUUAUAACUGCAUAGCAAACAACACCCACACUUUCCCCGCCCAUCUCUCCAUUACCAUCACAAAAGAUUUACACAUUCUGAACAAAUCGAAAUCACACUCAUACACUUCAAAAGAUCCUAGAGGUACAACUUUAAAAAUCAUCAACAAAGGGCGCAGUAUAUUAUUCAACAACACUACCGAUCAUACUACAAUGCCACUAACAACUACUCUAGACACAGGAAAUAUGUACAUUAAUACGUAAUUAUACACACACACAACAACAACAACAAUAACACGCAUCGCAUAACCCCCCCCCCCAAAAAAAAAGAAUUUGACUGAAUUUGUUUACACUUAUUAAACACUGAUAUUUUGAAUUUCGCAUACCACAAGCGACCGGUGAGUGGGGAGUGAAAACAUCGUCUGCUAUGUUUGUUAGUAAAAUAGCAAAACUUAAAUCCUUUCACCUGCUACACUACCAUGCAACAAACGCAUAUUCAACGAUGUAAACCGACCCACAAAAUGCCGAGAUCAGCCUCGUCACCGCAGACUUUUGCUGUUUAGGCUAAACUGAGGUUGAACACCAUUUCCAACAGAAGGAUAUGAAAUCAGUUGUAACUGCUGCUGGUGGAUUUCAAACUGAGGCUGAGUCGGCACUCGCGAACGCUCUAGCAGGAUCAAAUAAAAUUACCAUGAGUCGCACGACGAGUGGGUUUGUGAGCAUCGUUGAAUUAGCAACUGAUGGAACAUACAUUAAACUUGAAGACCUUGCUAAGUUUCCAAAGGGCGCAUCAAACAUAAAGAACUGGACACUGACCCAAACCCUGGAAAAUGGCACGAGCUACACCCAUAAAUUUACCGAUGGUAACGUGUUUAGUUCUGGCAAAAUUGUCAAGAUUUGGGGAUCAAAACACGGUGCUGGGCAAGACGGCAUCACAUCUUCCGCUGUCGCUCAAUGGGGAACAAUGGUCAUCCCAUCGACAGUUACUUUGACAGACGACAAAGGCAAGGUAAGAUGUCCUAAUUUAUUGUUUAGCACACAUUUUCUUUCACACUUUUCUCCACUAUAGCCCUUGAGUAUAUUUUUCUUUCUAGUGUCAUGCACUUUGAGAGUUGAUCUAUGUAGUCAUUUGUCUCCCUGAUAUACCAUAUUAUAUAAAAUGUACAAAUUUUAUUUCUAGAGAACAGGCCACAAUCAAAUCUGUAUUUGAAAAGCAUACCAGUUCGAUAUGCAUUUGAUCAACAAUCUUAAUAAGCUUAGCGGCAGUUGGUAGUAUUUAGUAAGGCUGAUUCAGUUCACUGCUUUAAGUAACGUUUGGAAUGUGAUUUUAAUACUGACAAUUAAUAAAAAUAUUUCAUGACCUUGCUGCGUCGGGUUCAAUAAAACGCUUCCUGUCGGCAUGGCUUUGAGACAGACGUUAUAUCUUCCAAUAGCAAUGUUUUUCAUACAUUUAAACAUAGCGACAUAAUUUGCUUCAGUACACAAUAAAAAUACUAGUUAUAUAUGAAACGUCGAGUAACCGAUAAACAGAACGUAUUCUGAUUCUCAUUUGAGAGCAAUCACACGAAGUUAAAACAGCCUAUGAAAUAUUUCAUUUUUAACUUUACGAGCACAAAAAAGAGAAUUAAUAUAUUGUGACUUCUGACUCUUGUGUAAAGUUUUAUGAUACACAGGCCAGAACGACUAUUGUCGUUACACUACAUGAAGGUGUUUAAUCUUGUGGUGCCUCAACUCCUUAAUAGGUCACGAAUCUCCCAGUUUAUUUAUUAAUUUCUCAUUAUUUUUCACU
This is a messenger RNA of Octopus bimaculoides (California two-spot octopus), 2625 nucleotides long. RefSeq names its product intermediate filament protein ifa-1-like. Lineage: Eukaryota; Metazoa; Mollusca; Cephalopoda; Octopoda; Octopodidae. Gene Ontology annotation, biological process: nuclear pore localization; nuclear envelope organization; heterochromatin formation. Gene Ontology annotation, cellular component: nuclear lamina; nuclear envelope. The record is from RefSeq and is a predicted model, not a curated record. Gene Ontology annotation, molecular function: structural constituent of cytoskeleton.